AUGAAUAUCGACGAUCUAUUCAAGAUGCCAGCCAUCCCAACUGGCCGUAACAAACGAAAAAUGCCUGCUACACCCGAUAUGCAGUUCUUUGACAAGUACAAGGAGGCAUCCACAUUGCCUGGCGAGCAAACUGGAGACAACUCUGCUGAAGAGCCCUCGUCUAAGAGAAGAAACAUGGGAGGGGAUUAUGACGAUGAUGAAGACGCACCCUACACAGCUGAACGGUACCAAGACGAAGACACUGAAUUAGAUGAUGAGGAAGGCCGAUUUUUUGGCGGCGGAUUGACAAGCGAGCAGAGCAAUAUUCUUGAUCUAGUGGACGAGUACGAUGUAGAUGAGACUGAAGCAUUAACAGCAGCCAAUGUCAAAAAGAUGAUUCUCAAGUUUGAAAAGGCCAUCAACAAAAACCAAGAGAUGCGCGUGCGCUAUGCGGAUCAACCAGAAAAGUUCAUGGAAUCAGAGGCAGACUUGGACGAGGAGAUCAAGAAUCUAUUAACAUUGACUGAAGCGCCUCACAUGUACCCAGAAUUCGUGAAUCUUGGCAGUGUUGCUUCACUUAUGUCACUGUUGAGUCAUGAAAACACAGACAUUGCCAUCGACACGAUUGAUCUCAUUAACGAAUUGACAGAUGAAGAUGUGGGUGUCGGCUCAUCUGAAGAGGAGUUGGAGAGAUCUGAACAAGUGCAGUCUUGCAUCAAAGCCUUUGUGGAUGCCAUGCUGGAAAAUGAACUUUUGCAGCUACUGGUGCAAAACUUGGGUAGAUUGAACGAACAGGAAGAAUCAGAUCGUCAAGGCGUCUUCAAGAUCCUAGGUAUCUUUGAAAACAUCAUCUCAUUAGAACCAAAGUAUGCGGAAGACAUUGCGCUAAAGACUGACAUCUUGCCUUGGUUACUCAAAAGACUGCAAGUCAAGGGGUUUGAUGCCAACAUUGGGUACGCUAGUGAAAUACUCUCCAUUCUUUUGCAGGACAACAGAGAUAUUCGUUUGAAGGUGGGCGAAUUGGAUGGUGUGGAUAUUCUUUUAAGGGCACUGUCUGCAUACAGACGCAAAGACGCUGCUUCUGAAGACGAGACAGAAAUGGUAGAGAACUUUUUCAAUGCCAUCUGCUCACUGCUGAAUGAACAAGAAAAUAAGCAACGCUUCUUGGAGUCAGAGGGUAUUGAGUUGAUGGUGAUUAUGCUCAAAGAAAAGACAUUGGCUCGUAUCAGAGCUGUCAAGGUGUUAAAUUACGCUUUGAGUGGAGAAGAAGGCGGCAGAGACAGAUGUAUUCGAUUUGUGGAUGCUUCUGGCCUCAAAGCCUUGUUUCCUCUCUUUAUGGGCAAAGGUAACAAGAAGCUCAAGAAAUCACAUCAUUCUGCCUUCAACGAAUCUGAAGACGAAGAACACAUUUCAUGUAUCAUUUUAUCGCUUUUAAGACAUCUCACUCAAGAAGACGUACAGCGCAUGCGAUUAUUGCUCAAAUUCACCGAGGACGACUAUGAAAAGGUGGACCGUCUUGUCGAGAUGAAGGAACAAUACGAGAACAGGGACGAAGCUGUCAAGAAGGAGCUUGAAGAUGCCAGAGGUGUGCUGGAUGAAGAGGAUUUCGAGGAUUUUGAAGCUGAUUUCUACGUUCGACGACUGGAUGCUGGUUUGUUCACAUUGCAGCGCGUGUGUCUACUGAUUGCUUCAUUAAGCGAGGAAAACAAGGGCGUGCGUGAAAAAGCAAGCAUGUUGCUAAAGAGAAAGGGGCAAGACAUGCUGAGUGUGUUUAAAAUCAUUGAGGAAGAAACUGCUCUCAUGGCUGAUUUUAUCUCAUUGAGACGCAUUGCUAGAGGCGAGAUCAAGGCCGAAUCUAGUACUACUACUUCUACCACAAAAGAAGAAUAA
Molecule: messenger RNA, 1869 nt
Organism: Mucor velutinosus
Lineage: Eukaryota; Fungi; Mucoromycota; Mucoromycetes; Mucorales; Mucoraceae
Product: SCP2 domain-containing protein
Exons: 8
Coding region: 1-1869 (622 amino acids)
Cellular component (GO): spliceosomal complex
Source: RefSeq, a predicted model, not a curated record